This is a messenger RNA of Penicillium soppii, 2616 nucleotides long. RefSeq names its product putative serine/threonine protein kinase. NCBI's taxonomy places the organism in Eukaryota, Fungi, Ascomycota, Eurotiomycetes, Eurotiales, Aspergillaceae. Gene Ontology annotation, biological process: protein phosphorylation. The record is from RefSeq and is a predicted model, not a curated record. The transcript has a single exon. The coding region runs from base 1 to 2616 and encodes 871 amino acids. Gene Ontology annotation, molecular function: protein kinase activity; ATP binding.
AUGGAGCCCCGCGGGUCUAAGUUCCUGGACCCGUCCUCCGCAAUGGCGGCCAUCACCAAGCACAAGGCAGAGGCAAUCAAGCUCGCACGAGAGCAGGGGGUGGCUGUCCAAGAGAUGUGCCGUCGAGCGAAAACUGAGGUUCCGCCCUAUGAGUUUGAAGAGUUGAUCGGCAAGGGGGCCUACGGCCGGGUCUAUAAGGGUCACCAGACACCCUCUGGUCGGCUUGUAGCUAUCAAGGUCCUGGAUAUCGACUCACUAGACUACAAGUCAUUGCGAGAUUUCAGAGAUGAGUCGAUCAAAGACUUUAUUCAUGAAACCAAAGUUAUGAAGCAAGUGAAGGAUUCCGGGGCCAAAAAUAUCAAUGAGCUUAUUGAAGCGAUCUCAAUUCACUCUCAGUUAUGGCUCGUUUGUGAGUACUGCCCAGGAGGUAGUGUCCGUACCUUGAUGCGGGCAACAAAUGACAGACUCGACGAAAAGUUUAUCAUUCCAAUUGCUCGCGAGCUAGCAGUUGGUCUUCGUGCCAUUCAUGAGGCCGGAAUCAUUCACCGCGAUGUCAAAGCGGCAAAUAUCCUUGUACACGAAGAAGGCCGUCUGGAAAUUUGUGAUUUUGGGGUCGCUGGAGUUCUUCAAUCGCAGCGGGACAAGCGAUCGACGUGGAUCGGGACACCACACUGGAUGCCACCUGAGAUGUUUGCCACUCGCGCAGAAGCCCAUCGUUACGGGAGUGAGAUUGAUGUGUGGGCAUAUGGGUGCACGCUUUUCGAAUUUGCAAACGGAAACCCACCAAAUGCCGGUCUGCGAGAGCGAAUGCAAAUCGGACGUCAGCUGAAUCGAAAAACACCCCAACUCGACAGCGACAAUUACAGUCAAGGACUGAAGGAUCUCAUUGCUUUCGCCUUGGAUUCUAAUCCGGCCACUCGCCCCACAAUGGAAGACAUACUCGCCCAUCCCUACAUCGCCGAUACCGAGGAGGAGUAUCCCACCUCAUCUGUGAGUGAACUGGUGAGGAACUAUUACCAGUGGUCGCAGCGAGGUGGCCAGCGCAUUUCCCUAUUUCACCCAGGUGGAGCUGCCGCAGCGGAACUCCCGGGCGAAGGCCUUGAGGACUCGGACGAAGACUGGAAUUUCAGUACGACAGACGGAUUUGAACGGAGAUUCUCUGUCAUUGACCUGGAUCAAAUUGCUGCCUCAUUAGCUGAGAUGCAACAAUCAGUCAGCCCCACCAGUCAGUCGCCUGAACCGGAUCUGUACGAUGAGUUUUCGGAGAGUGAACUCAACUAUGAAGACAAGGCAAACUUCGAUGAACGUGUGCGCCGAGGAGCUGUGGCAAUGGAACCCUUGUUUGAUACAGAACAGCCAAGCUACACAUAUGAAACGAAGAAUGACUUUGUUCCCAUUGAGCCUGCGCAGCCCACGUCAGAUUUGCCUCUCCGAGCUGACACAGAUCGAUCUUCUGUCACAUCUACAUUCCUCGACAUUGAUAUCGGGUCCUUUGAGGCUUCACACUACGCGGCAGGGGCUCCAUCUGCACAACCCUUCCAGUUGGUCGAUGCAAACACCAUCCGCGCAAAUCGCUUGAGUAUUCGACCAUACAGAAAUUCCAACGAGAACGGUUCAAAGUCCGAUGGCAGUGUUGAUGGCGAUAUGAGUAAUGAUACGAACCUCGAUGAUACAUUUGUGCCGUCCGGUCCACGACCUCCAACUAUGGACUGGAAGUUCCCGACAUUCACCCAUCCUGAAGACGGGCAGCCGGAGGAAGAAAAGGAAGAACCCCAAGAGGAACCCAAAGAGGAAGAGUCUCUUCAGGCUGAGAAGCGCGCGACCAUGCAGUGGACAUUCCCAGUCAUGGGAUCCGUGCCCGAAAGUCAAGCCUACGAAGAUCGACAUGACACUCUCCGGGCCCCGCUCCCUGAGGCUCUACCUUCGCCACAAGCGCAAGUCAAAGAUAAACCUAGCGAAACCCGUCCUUCUACUUCAGCAUCAAAUGUCUCCGAUUCCGACUAUGAUCCCUUCCGUUUCGAUCGCCCUGACACCCCACCGGGCGCUUCCUCCAUCCAACACAGCCACUUCUUCGACACAAGACUUCCCGCAAUGAUGGCGUCUGUCGGUGUCAACGAAUAUGAGGCUUCGGGCCUUCUCGAUGGCCCCGGGCCCGACGAAGAGUCCCACCCUGUGUGGAGAGCCCACUCAGAGGUAUUUGCCGCCAACCCUUUGGCACCUAUACCAACGGCUGUUCAAAUCCCUGAAAUCCACACUGCUUCCUCCGUGACCUCGGGCCCAGUCUCAGAGCCGGGAUCCCCUGUAUUCGAAACAAUACGACAUGCCCGCCACGAAAGUUUCUCUGAUCCCAUGACACCACAUAUGCGAAAUGAAAGUUAUUCUGAUACCCACUUGAUGCCAGCCGAUGAUGAAAGCCCCAUUCCCUUCCCGACAGUAUUUGCCCCCAGAUCUGCGAGUCUCAUGGAAGGUGCAGACGAUGGCUUGGUGACAGCAGAGCUUGAUCGAUUACUGGGUGAUUUCCUCGGGUCUCUUUCAGCGACUGGCGAGGCUCUGUCGAGGGCUGCUUUCUGUCAGGGCACAAACGGUGUCCAUGACAAAUUUGUUGAGAAGGUCUAA